Molecule: messenger RNA, 1276 nt
Organism: Polistes dominula (European paper wasp)
Lineage: Eukaryota; Metazoa; Arthropoda; Insecta; Hymenoptera; Vespidae
Product: lysosomal phospholipase A and acyltransferase
Biological process (GO): lipid metabolic process
Source: RefSeq, a predicted model, not a curated record
UUUAUCAAAUAAUGCGAUCGAGUCUUGUCUUUCUGUUUGGUGUUUUUUUUUCAUUUCUACAACUCGUCGAACUUUGGAAUUUUAUAGAACGAGGCAAAUCCCCUGUUGUCUUAAUACCUGGAGAUGGAGGUAGUCAAGUGGAAGCUAAACUUAAUAAAACAUUUGCUGUGCAUUAUCUUUGCGAAAAAGUUUCUAAAGAUUAUUUUAAUAUCUGGUUAAAUUUGGAAUUACUCGUACCAGUAAUCAUAGAUUGUUGGAUCGACAAUAUGAGAUUGAUAUAUGACAAUGAAACAAGAACUACGAGAAGUCCAGAUGGAGUGGAUAUUCGUAUACCGGGCUGGGGAGAUCCCUUUGUUGUCGAAUAUUUAGAUCCAAGUAAAGCUUCUCCUGGAUCAUAUUUUAAAGAUAUUGGGAAUAUGCUAGUUAAUGAUUUAGGAUAUAUUAGAAAUAUUUCUUUACGUGGAGCUCCGUAUGACUUUAGAAAAGGACCCAAUGAAAAUGAAGAAUAUUUUGUUAAAUUAAAAUCAUUAAUAGAAGAAACGUAUUAUAUGAAUAAGAAUUUACCAGUAACGUUAAUAGCUCAUAGUAUGGGUGCACCCAUGGCGCUAAUAUUUUUACAAAAACAAACUCAAGCAUGGAAAAAUAAAUAUAUCAAUUCUUUAAUCACUUUAGCAGGCGUAUGGGGAGGAUCGGUUAAAGCGAUCAAAGUAUUUGCUAUAGGUGACGAUUUGGGUGCAUAUUUACUCCGGGAAAAUGUACUCAAAGAUGAACAAAUUACAAGUCCAAGUUUAGGUUGGCUUUUACCUUCUAAAUUAUUUUGGAAAGAAAACGAAGUUUUGGUAGAAACGGAAAAUAAAAAUUAUACGCUCGCUAAUCUUCAAGAUUUUCUCAUAGAUAUAAAUGUUCCUAAUGGAUGGGAAUUUCGCAAGGAUAAUGAAAAGUAUCAAUUAAACUUUACUCCACCAGGCGUCGAAGUCCACUGUUUAUAUGGAAAACAAAUAGACACUUUGGAGAGAUUAUAUUAUAAGCCAGGUAUGUCGAUUGAUGGACAUCCUCAAUUUAUUUCUGGAGAUGGUGAUGGUACAGUUAAUUUACGAAGUUUGGAAGGUUGCCUUCAUUGGCAAAUGAAACAAAAAGAAAAGGUUUAUUAUCAAGCCUUUCCUGGAAUAAAUCAUAUGACUAUUCUUAAACACCCAGAUAUUUUGGAAUAUAUUAAGGUAGUUUUAGCGAUUUAACAAAGUGGAAAUAACAACUUUAUUAACAUUUAUGAAUUGAA